This is a messenger RNA of Amblyraja radiata (thorny skate), 3725 nucleotides long. Its product is annotated as metalloprotease TIKI2. Gene Ontology annotation, molecular function: metalloendopeptidase activity; Wnt-protein binding. The record is from RefSeq and is a predicted model, not a curated record. Gene Ontology annotation, biological process: negative regulation of Wnt signaling pathway. Bases 332 to 1978 code for a protein of 548 amino acids. Lineage: Eukaryota; Metazoa; Chordata; Chondrichthyes; Rajiformes; Rajidae. Gene Ontology annotation, cellular component: organelle membrane; plasma membrane. The transcript is spliced from 7 exons.
GCCCUUCAGUGCAAGUUAAAAGUUGCGAGAGCAGAGAGUUAGCCUCUGAAGUGACAUGCUGACAUACCGAGCAGUACCCGCCUUCCCCGGCUUGUACAAAUAAGAGGCAGCAAGCUUUAGCAGCUGAGGCCAGCAUCUGCCCGAAUGUGUGAUCGCGGGGAGGGCCAGGGGGGGAGAUGCUUUUAAAAACCUUCACUCACCCAUCACGUUCACCUCACUCAAUAAAAGGAAAGUUUCUGGGGGAGGAUCGGCCGUGCUCCCGGGGCAGCAUGGCGGCUUGUGGCGUUCAGCUUGUGUACAGUGAUCGCAUCAUCCAAGAUCAAGGGGCUUUAUGAUCCUGCGAUCCCACUCGCCACACUUUCUGCAGACUUUACUCGCGCCAAGACUGUGUGUUAAAUCACAAGCAACAAGUCGGAUGGAAGGCACGAUGCAGGCAAACGCCGGGCUGCUGUGGGUUGUUGUGAGUAUAGCUGUACAAAGCGUAGGCUCCAAAGUGAAUAAUCUCCGAGACACGGGACACUGUGAACUUCCCAAGUCGCAAAUGGAAAUGAAUUCGUUCCUCUGGACGGUCCGCCGGCAGCCCCCCGCUUAUUUAUUUGGGACCAUUCAUGUGCCCUACACCAGGGUUUGGGAUUUCGUGGCUGACAACUGCAAAAGGGCCUUCCAGCACAGCAACAGCGUAUACUUCGAGCUGGAUCUCACCGACCCUUACACGAUCUCGGCCCUCACCAGCUGUCAGAUGCUGCCCCACGGCGAGAACCUCCAGGACGUGUUGCCCAGGGAGCUGUACCGCAGGCUCAAGCGGCAUCUGGACUACGUGAAGGUGAUGAUGCCUCUGUGGAUGACCCCGGAUCAGAGGGGCAAGGGGCUGUACGCGGAUUACCUGUUCAAUGCCAUCGCCGGCAACUGGGAGAGGAAGCGGCCCGUGUGGGUGAUGCUGAUGGUGAACUCGUUAACCGAGGCGGACAUCAGGUCUAGAGGGGUCCCGGUCCUCGACCUCUACCUGGCUCAGGAGGCUGAGAGGAUGAAGAAGAGGACGGGAGCGGUGGAGCGGGUGGAGGAGCAGUGCCACCCGCUCAAUGGGCUCAACUUCUCCCAGGUUCUCUUUGCUUUAAACCAAACUCUUCUGCAACAUGAGAGCCUCCGAGCAGGCAGCCUGCAGGCCCCUUACACAACAGAGGACCUCAUCAAGCACUACAACUGUGGGGACUUGAAUGCUGUCAUCUUCAAUCAUGACACAUCUCAACUGCCUAACUUUAUCAACACCACCCUCCCGCCGCACGAGCAGGUGACAGCUCAGGAGAUAGACAACUAUUUUCGCCAGGAGUUAAUCUACAAGAGGAAUGAAAGAAUGGGCAAAAGGGUGACAGAACUUCUGGAGGCAAACCCAGAUAAAAGCUUUUUCUUUGCAUUUGGAGCAGGUCAUUUCCUUGGGAACAACACUGUGAUUGAUGUUCUAAGGCAAGCAGGCUAUGAAGUUGAACACACUCCUGCAGGACAGCCAUUUGAACAGAUAAGGACACAGAAGACUGGCUCUUCAGGCGGUUCUUCACUUCCAUCAACCUCUUUUACAUCCAUUGGUGAAUCAUCUGAAGAUUCCCUGCCAGCUCCUUCCCUUUCUUCUCCAACAGACGACUUUGACGACGACAUAAUUUCGACGCACCUCUUGAUGCCCGACAGUCUUAGUCAACUGGAAGAAUUUGGUCGCCAGAAGAAGCCGCAGAAGAAGCUGCCCAAACAGCAGAGGCAACGGCAGUUCAGUGAUCUGUGGGUUCGCAUAGAAGAGAGCACAACGGUCGUGCCAUCCAAUAUCAGGAUUAUCAACGGCUACAUCACGGUGGAGCCUGCACAUGAACCAUCACAGCAACAUAGGCAGCAUCCCAUCCUCAACUCAACUGCAGUGGUCACAGUCCCAUCAGCAACUCUACUUCUCUCUGGGAUGGCCAGCUUGUUCUGGAGUCUAUUGUGGCCCUCCUGACCCCCUGCACAUACGAUCUUGACCCGCACCCAGUUCUUUUAAUUUAAGAGGAGAAAAACGUUAAAAAAUAUUUCUGGCAUUAGCUGAUGAAGCUUCUCGCAGUUACACACAGGAAGUGCCUUUGCCCUAUGCUCAGUAGACCUUCGAGACCUAAUUGCACCGGGUCCAUCAGGUUCUCUGUGAUGUCAGAAGAGAAUAUUAUGAGAUUCUGAAGCUUAAAUAGCCACAACGUGACAGCAUCUUCUUUUUGUAGAAGGGUUUUUUCCCAUGGUGAUAUGGGGCAUUGUAAAUUUACUUUUGAAAAUGUAUAUGUUCAUAUGAAUGAUGUAUAUUUAUUCCCCUUCAAUGUUAAGUUUUGUUGUGUAUAUAACUCCAUAAUCUAUGAGAAGUUCAAUGUUUUACUACAGUCUAACCAGACAAGAUUAAUUUUCUACCAAAGGUCACCUAUUAGAUGAGAGAUGUAUUAAAAAGUGCCUCCUCACCAGCCCUGAUUGACCUUAAUUUUGUUUUAAAGAUUCCAUUGAUUAUUCAUUAUACCCACCUCUGAAGAAAUUUGAACUGGGCUUGGAACUGAAAAUUCUUUUAAUGCAGGAAUUGAGAAAGAACUAUUGGAUGUUUCAUUACAGAAGCUCAGAUAGUCAAUUCAUAGCUGAACUAAUCCCAACUGGUGCUCUGUGGUCAUACUCAACUAGAUUAGUUGCAUCACAAAGAUGAGAUCACAAUUUACAGGCAAUAAGAUACAUCAAUAUUUCUGGUUUAUCAUCCAAAGCACCAAUGCUUGUGUCAGACAACUUGUAAAACUAUUUCAUUUACUGACUUGAAUCCACACUAUAUAUGAAAGAAUGAUUGGAUUUCCAUAUUUCCUAUGGUUCUGAACUUCCAUUUUAUUUAGCACCUUUAAUCUGUUCAGGAUUUUCUAACAUGCUGUUCAGCCAAUGAGCUAUGUUUAAAAUAUAAUUGUUAUAGCUGAACUGAGAACUGCAGCAAAUAAUUUGUGUGCAGGACUGGACCCAUAACGGACACUAAGAAAAACAACUGGUAAAUCUGAUGGUUGAAUGAUCAAUGCCACGAGCGAAACAUGGAAAACCACGACUUGAAAUUUUGCCCCAGACCCCUUAUAAAUAGGGAAAUGGGGCUUUGGUUUAAUGUCCCAUUUGAAAGGGGGCACCAUUAGCAAUGCAGAACCUCCUCAGUGUAGCAAUAAAAUAUCUGCCUAUAUUCUGGACUUUAGGCUGUUUAAAGUUUGGAAUCUUGAAAUGGCUGUCUCUCGGAUUACCUUCUGUAGAUUCUGACAUGUUUUGUGGAUAAAUGCAUUUGACAGUUGCGAUACAGGUAGCUGUAAAGUCUAGAUUUCAUCUGAACUGAUCUCAGAAGCGAUCUCAGAAGAGACACCAACAAUGAAAAGAUUGGUCAAGCCUUCUGGUGGCAUUCAGUGUUUCUUGCUGGAGAGCGGUUGCAGUCUAUUACAGGGUUAUGGAGUUGGGAAGUAUUUGAAUUCACAGAUGAAAAAGAUUCAAUAGGAGGGAGGUCUCAGAGAGAAGUUGGUUCUUGUGAAAACAUUAUCCAACCUGACCCCAUGCAGCAUCUUUAGGAGGUACGGUCUGCCUAGACUAUUGUGCUUUAUUACCACAAGUGUGCAGAUGAGAAAUUCGAUCCACCAAGUCUAGAAACACCAUUGCUGGGAUCAUUAGCGACCUGUUCCUGCAGAAAAGAACCAGCAGCGUUAGGCUGCUUGGCAUACCAGUCU